AUGACGAGAGGGAAGUGGCGCGCCACCAGCACUGUUUAUGGUUGGAAUGGUGUGCUGCUGACCUUAACUUGGAACGUCGAGGAUGUAUCGGUGAGUCUGCUGUCCCUACUGGUGACCACCUGUGGUCUGGCGCUCUUUAGCGUCUCUCUCUUUGUCUCAUGGAAACUGUGCUGGUUGCCACUAAGUGGCCGUUUCCUCCCAGAUGUCCUCAAGGGGGCACACUUCCUGGGAGGAGAUCAACAACCUGUCCUCACAGAGGUGGACGGAGAAGAAAGGGAGUACAGCGAGGAUGGUUGUGUGAAGGAACCAUCGGGCCCCCCUUCGGCUGUGACUGUGCCUGAGUCAGCCUUGAAGAUAAGCCACACAUCGCCUGACAUCCCACUAGAGACCCAGACUAAAGUGGAGAGGAACCAAGUUCACACUCUGGCCAGAGACAGGGUUCAGAGGCAAAUUACUGAGCCUACCUCCUCUGUACGGCAUAACUCCAUUCGUCGUCAGAUGAAUCUGUCUAAUCCUGACUUCAACCCAGCUCAGUUUCAACGCCAGGACUCCCUGUCCGGUUUGGGCCGGAUAAAACCAGAGCUCUACAAGCAGCGAUCUGUAGAUGCUGAAGACGGUCGUCGGACUGACAGCUGCGGUCGUCUUCACUUCAUCCUAAAGUUUGACUUUGACCUGGAGCAGCUUAUUGUGAAGAUUCACAAGGCCCAGGAUUUGCCUGCCAAGGACUUCUCAGGGACCUCAGACCCUUAUGUCAAGAUCUACCUUCUGCCUGACCGCAAAACCAAGCACCAAACCAAGGUGCACCGCAAGACUCUCAACGCAGUGUUUGAUGAGGUGUUUCUGUUUCCUGUGGCGUAUGCUGAGCUGUCAAGCCGCAAACUGCACUUCAGCGUCUAUGACUUUGACAGGUUCUCACGACACGAUUUGAUUGGCCAAGUGGUGGUGGACAACUUCCUGGAACUGGCCGACUUUCCCCGGGAAACAAAACUAUGCCGGGAUAUACAAUACGUGACCUCGGACAAUGUGGAUCUUGGAGAGCUGAUGUUCUCGCUGUGCUAUCUCCCCACGGCUGGCAGACUUACCAUCACCAUAAUCAAAGCCAGAAAUCUAAAAGCCAUGGACAUCACUGGAGCCUCAGAUCCAUAUGUGAAAGUGUCCUUGAUGUGUGAGGGAAGGAGGCUAAAGAAAAGAAAGACUUCAACCAAGCGUAACACACUGAACCCAGUGUACAAUGAAGCCAUUGUGUUUGAUGUUCCUCCAGAAAAUAUCGACCAAAUCAGUCUGCUCAUUGCAGUCAUGGAUUAUGAUAGGGUUGGACACAAUGAAGUAAUUGGAGUCUGCAGGGUUGGUAGCGAAGCCGAAAGCCUGGGUCGAGAUCACUGGAAUGAGAUGCUAACAUAUCCCAGAAAACCCAUCGCACACUGGCACCCUCUCAUUGAGUGGGUCGGACAGGGAGCGACAGUGAGUGGAAGCCAAGGAGGAUCUACCAACUCUCUGAAGACGCCACCGCCACCGUCACCAUGAUCACAUGCACAAGUACAAAAAGAUCCAAUGUCUCAGGAUGGGAAGAGUUGCAAGAGUUAUCAACUGAUAAUCCUGUUUGGAAGUUAAGACAUAUAACGUGUGACUAACAGUAGCAUCAUCAGCUGUAGGCCAGUACUAAAGCUGAUUUGUCAAUAGAUUGAAGUAAGUUUCAAUGUGCAAAGACCACAGAAAAGGCUUAUUCCACUUGUCUACAUCCUUUUGUGUCCUCACAAACCAAAAAAAAAAAACACUUAACAUUCCAACUGAACCACCAGAAUGCUCUUAUUUGUCAUACCAAUCUGUUACUGAUAGUACUAACAAGAUGAAAUUAUUUCAUUAUUCUAGUGUUUUGUUUUUCUUGCUUUUUCCUAAGCUUGUUGAUGUUUGUGGACUAAAAUGAUUUACUUUUAGGCAAAUGUGUUUUGGCUUAAACUGUUGAUUUUUGUGAGUGGCCAGUUAUAGACAAAGUGUUUGCUUUAUGACAAAAGAUAAGUUAGAAUUUAAUAAGAACGUUCUUGUUUAGAUAACUGAACUUUUAUAUUUCUUUAUCUGUUGUGAGGCAUUGUCAAAGUUUAACAUGCACUGUAUGUUGUUAGUACUGGCGGAAAUGAACAAAGGGGAUUGUACUGCAAGCUUUGGUUUUACCCCAGUGGAAGACCUUCCUGCAGAGCUAUUCUUGUUAAGAUGUUUUGCUAAAAGACUGUAAGUGGCAGAGACAAAUAUUGUUUUUGUUUUUGUGCAUGUUAAAUUGUCAUUAUUUGUUAACAGGAUGUUGUCAAAAUAAAGCAAAGAAAAUUUUGAGAGUUGUCCUCAGU
Xiphophorus maculatus (southern platyfish) is the source of this 2339-nucleotide messenger RNA. RefSeq names its product synaptotagmin-9-like (gene syt9b). Gene Ontology annotation, molecular function: calcium ion binding; clathrin binding; calcium-dependent phospholipid binding. The transcript has 8 exons. NCBI's taxonomy places the organism in Eukaryota, Metazoa, Chordata, Actinopteri, Cyprinodontiformes, Poeciliidae. Gene Ontology annotation, biological process: regulation of dopamine secretion; regulation of calcium ion-dependent exocytosis; calcium-ion regulated exocytosis. Gene Ontology annotation, cellular component: dense core granule; membrane. The coding region runs from base 1 to 1524 and encodes 507 amino acids. The record is from RefSeq and is a predicted model, not a curated record.